CCUGAACAAAAAACAGACACCAUUCGCCGUACCUAGUGUAAUUAGCAGAAUUUUUUCACGGCGUGCGGGUCAGCGGACAACGACACGUCGUCACCUUUCGCCAGCCUUUUCAACAUCUUCAUAUCGAGAGACUUCGGUCAGAGUCACUGAAAAAAUCAUCGCCAAUUGAUCGGUCAGGGAGAGGUGCUGCUGUGUUCCUCCUUACAAACUGUGUUCGUCGUCACCAUCCUUUCUGCGCUGUGCAGUACUGUACUGUGCCGCUCCUAUACACCCCAUGUCAAAGAAGACUUCGCGUCGUAGACUCGUGAAAUCCGAGGACAACGAGUCCCUAACGAGUGGCGAUACUGAAAUUAGUGAACCCAGUCUGAACUCCAGUGGUGACCUCACAGUUGACAGUCCACAGCCAAUGGAUUUUAAAAACGGAGAUGAGAACAGCAGUAGGGCGUCAUCACCAGCACGAAGUAAAGAUACUGGGUCCCAACCGUUAGAUAUGUCAGGUAGCCAGACGACUGAUCGGCCAUUUUCCUUGACAGGGUCAACUGGACGUGAACUCAGGAGCUCGUCUGGUGAUAUCAGAACAGAAGCAGAUGCCAGAAAAUAUGAGGCUUCUACAAAUGGCCACCUCAGUUUUGGAGAAGCAGGAAGGGUGCUAGAUGGUGCAGAGGAUCUCUCAACAGGUCGUGAAGAUGAUGAUGAUGACUGCGAUGAUGAUAGUGAUAAAUUUAUAGACACCCCACCACAGGGAGUAGAUCCAGAAAGACUAAAAGCUUUUAAUAUGUUUGUGCGCUUAUUUGUUGACGAAAAUCUUGACCGCAUGGUGCCCAUUUCAAAGCAACCAAAGGACAAAAUUCAGGCCAUCAUUGACGCAACAUAUAGACAGUUUCCAGAAUUACAUGAGAGAUCACGAAAACGAAUCCGAACUUACUUAAAAUCAUGUAGACGAAUGAAGAGGAACAGGGAUGCAAAUGGCAUUGAUGUUCGACCGACUCCACCUCAUCUCACAUCUGCAGCAGCUGAAAGUAUGUUGGCCGCAGCAUGUCAAAGCGAAAGUGAAAAUGCAAAACGAAUGAGGUUGGAACUAGAACAGCAGCAACAGCAACAACAACAGGGUGAUCUUCUUGUACAACAAAACCAAUAUUCUCAUGACAUAAUAAGAGCAGAUAGAAGAGCUACAGAAUACAAGUUUACCAAUGGUUUUGAGGGUUUUCAUGCUGGAGGGAUGCCACCACCAGUAACAGCUGCUCCACACCACACAGGGAUCAUUCAUCAACAACAUGCAACACCUUUAACAAAUGGUCCGACUGAUUUGAGUAUGAAGAAAGGCAGUACUUCCAAACCCCAACUGAAUCCAUCAGAAGUGCAGACAAUCAAACAACUCAUUGCAGGAUAUCGAGAAUCAGCAGCAUUUCUGCUAAGGUCAGCUGAUGAACUAGAGCAACUGCUCCUCCAAAGCAACUGACCUUGUCAUCCCUGCCAAUAAUAGACAAAUCCUACACAAAUUGUAAUAUGGGCUGAAUUUUGUUGAAAAUGGGGGAGGGGGGAUGGAAUUACAUUGAUGUGUAUAUUAGUGUGAAUGACCACUGAAUCUAAAUGUCUGCGAUAUUAUUUAAAUUCUGCAGCAUAACUGCCAAUGAAAUAACUUUGUUAACAG
Molecule: messenger RNA, 1651 nt
Organism: Saccoglossus kowalevskii
Lineage: Eukaryota; Metazoa; Hemichordata; Enteropneusta; Harrimaniidae
Product: nucleolar protein 4-like
Source: RefSeq, a predicted model, not a curated record